AUGAAAUUUUCAGCACUCUGGACAGCUCUCUGCGUUUCCAUGUACGGGGCGGCGAUGGCUUGCUCAGUGAAAAAGCUGGGCACUAACUCUGGGCGUUUCGCCAAUGCCACGCUGGUUCGACUGAAUGAGUUUUUAAGUGCCGGAUAUAAGAAAGGAGUUCGACCCGUGAGGAACUGGAGACAGUCAACGACUGUGGCCAUUGACCUAAUGGUUUAUGCUAUUCUCAAUGUGGACGAGAAGAACCAGGUCUUGACAACAUAUGUGUGGUACAGACAGCAAUGGAAAGAUGAGUUCCUUGUGUGGAAUCCUGAAGAAUUUGAUGAUGUCAAACAAAUUUCUAUUCCCACUAUCAACGUCUGGAUUCCAGAUAUUCUUAUCAAUGAAUUUGUGGAUGUAGGAAAGUCUCCCGAUAUUCCAUAUGUAUAUGUAGGCCAUGACGGGCUUGUACGCAACUAUAAGCCCAUCCAGGUGGUGACUGCCUGCUCCCUCAACAUCUACAACUUUCCCUUUGAUGUCCAAAAAUGCAGCCUGACUUUCCAGAGCUGGCUACACACAACUAAAGACAUCAACAUCACCCUAAUAAGAAGCCCUAAGGAUAUAAUGGAGGACAGGAGUGUAUUCAUGAACCAGGGAGAAUGGGAGCUGCUUGAAGUACUCUCCAAUUACAAAGAGUUCAGCCUGGAUAAUGAUGAUUACUAUGCCGAAAUGAAGUUCCAUGUUGUGAUCCGUCGCAGACCUUUGUUCUACACAGUCAACCUGUUGUUGCCGAGUAUAUUCCUGAUGAUAAUGGAUAUAGUUGGGUUUUACCUGCCCCCAGACAGUGGAGAGAGGGUGUCCUUCAAGAUCACUCUGCUCUUGGGCUAUUCUGUCUUUCUCAUCAUCGUCUCUGACACUCUUCCAGCUACUGCCAUAGGGACCCCUCUCAUUGGUGUGUACUUUGUGGUGUGCAUGGCUCUGCUGGUGAUCAGUUUGACAGAGACUGUACUGAUCGUGAGGCUGGUGCACAAACAGGAUCUGCAGUCCCAUGUGCCCCAGUGGGUCAAACACCUGGUGCUUGAGAAGGCCACAGUCCUGCUCUGCAUUCGCAACAAGAAGUUCUGCUCCCUCCUCUCUCAGGGAUCUGACCUCCCACUCUACAAAGAGAACAACAUGAACACAGCAGUGCGCUGCAGCCAUCACAGCUGCGAGGGUUCCGGAGAGACAGGGAGGAGCCUGGGCUUGGGUCUGACCGUGCGGGACAGCUGCCCUCCUGUCAUGGACAGCAUCCUGCAAGAGAUCACCAACAUCCGUCAUUUCAUGGAGAAGAAGGACGACAGCAGAGAGAUUGCUAAGGAGUGGCUGCAGGUAGGGUACGUGUUGGACAUCCUGUUGUUCAGGGUCUACCUGCUCAUCGUGUUGGCCUACAGCAUCACUUUAGGCACUCUAUGGUCUGUCUGGCAGAACGCCUGACCACAGGGAUAGAUCGUAGAUGGAAGGCGCCAGUUCUGUCUCACUGCUUAAAAUAAAUGCAGUGUUUGACAUGGUUAACGUGCUGUAAUGUGAUUGUUAUCGCACAGCAGAAGAACUUGUUGAGAACCACGGAGAACAAAUGUGCUUUUACAUUGUUAUUACUUGUGCACUGCUGUGCUCAUCAGAUCGAUGCAACCUUUUCAAAUGGCCAUCUCUGAAAGAAAAAUAGUCAAAUGUAGAGCAGCAUUUUAGUAUUGCUUUAAUUGUGUAGUGUAAGCGAUAUCACACGAGCAAGAGUGCUGCUUUACUGAAUAUUCAAUACAACAUGAACACAGUGCAUGACUGAGAGUGUCAUAUUGCCUUUAUACAACAAGCUUAAACAGGAACUGACAUUCCAGACUCAAUUUAGCCAGCUAUUAUGUUAAAGGCAAAGUUCACUCAAAAUGUAAUAUACUCAAUUUUAUUUUAUCACCCUCAUGACAUCCCAGAUGUGUAUGACUUUCUUUCUUAGGCAGACCACAAAUGGAGAUUUUUAGAAAAAUAUUUCAGCUCUGUAGGUCCAUACAAUUCAAAUGAAUGGUGACCAGAACUCAGAAGGUCCAAAAAGGACAUAAAAGCAGUGUAAAAAUAAUCCAUAUGACUCCAGUCCAGAUAUUCUGAAGUGAUAUGAUUGGUGUGGGUGAAAGAUACACUUUCACAUUCACUUCCACAUUCUGGCGUGGUAGUGACUUUCACUUUUACAUUCAGCCACCUACUGGCUGGGGCUGG
Molecule: messenger RNA, 2217 nt
Organism: Xyrauchen texanus (razorback sucker)
Lineage: Eukaryota; Metazoa; Chordata; Actinopteri; Cypriniformes; Catostomidae
Product: 5-hydroxytryptamine receptor 3A-like
Exons: 9
Coding region: 1-1449 (482 amino acids)
Biological process (GO): monoatomic ion transmembrane transport; regulation of membrane potential; signal transduction
Cellular component (GO): synapse; postsynaptic membrane; neuron projection
Molecular function (GO): extracellular ligand-gated monoatomic ion channel activity; transmembrane signaling receptor activity; neurotransmitter receptor activity
Source: RefSeq, a predicted model, not a curated record